AUGGAUACCGUCAAGUGUAUUUUUUAUGGAGUAUUCCUUAGUGCACUAUCGGGUGUGUGUGAAACAGUAAACCCUGCUUCGUUAGGUCUUGUUGGUGACACUGCCGAUGUUAUACGACCAACAUCGGGAGGUACUGUGCUCGUUGGAGGUGGACCUGAUGUGGAUGAAGCGAUGCAAUGGAUGAUUACUAAGUCGGGUGGUGGUGAUUUCGUGGUGUUGAGAGCUACCGGUACGAAUGCAUACAAUAGUUAUAUAUACGGUUUAGGCUCUGUCAAUUCAGUUGAAACUCUACUUAUUAAUUCGCGUACGUUAGCCAACGAUCUUCUAGUUGAAGCAGCAAUUCGAGGAGCUGAAGCAAUAUUUAUUGCUGGUGGUGAUCAAGCUAAUUAUGUUAACUAUUGGAAAGAUACUAAAGUGGAAGCUGCUCUUAAUUAUCUAAGAAAUGUAAAACAAAUUCCUAUCGGAGGUACAUCAGCCGGGUGUGCUAUUCUUGGUGGAACUUAUUUUUCAGCACUUUACGGCACAGUGACAUCGAGUGAGGCUCUCGGCAAUCCUUACAUAAGUUAUCUUACUUUAGGCCACAAUGAUUUUCUUUCUCAACCUUAUUUGUCAAAUGUUAUUACUGACACUCAUUUUAAUAAUCCUGAUCGACGUGGUCGUCUUAUUACAUUUUUAGCACGUAUGAAUCAAGAUUACGGAGUAGUAGGUCGUGGUAUUGGUGUUGAUGAAUCAACAGCUGUCUGCAUCGAGUCUGGCGGCACAGGUCGAGUCUUCGGAUCGGGUACAGCUUUUUUCUUGAGUCAAAAUGGACUUGCUUCCAAGCCAGAAACUUGUGUCAAUGGUUCUCCUCUUGAUUGGUAUCGAAAUCGGCAAGCUGUCAUCGUGUGCAAAAUUGUCGGUAGCCGAGCGGGUUCUGGAAGCUUUGAUUUGAAUACUUGGAGCCAGAUUAGUGGUGGCAUAAAUCAAUAUUACUAUAUCAAUCGUGGUAUUCUUGGUAUUUCUGUGUAA
Molecule: messenger RNA, 1008 nt
Organism: Rotaria socialis
Lineage: Eukaryota; Metazoa; Rotifera; Eurotatoria; Philodinida; Philodinidae
Source: the annotation of a GenBank genome assembly